GUUGUCGUCCACAGAUCUUCUUCGGCACGAGCUCAGUUCAGGGGAAGGGAUUCGCGUACAGUGCACACAUACACCCACACAAGCUCACAAGGACUGGAUACGUAUUCAGAGAAGACAGCACAGAGCCAGUGGACUCUACAUCAAUUCCAGCUGAAAGACAUGGAGCUUUUUGAGACCAACCCAUACUUCUUUGCAGACCAGCGGAUUUAUGAAAGCGGCGAUAACUUCUUCCCCUCCAGGCUGACCGGAGGCUUUGACCAAGCAGGAUAUCAGGACAGAAGCUCAAUGAUGGGGUUGUGUGGGGAUGGAAGGCUGCUGUCAGCAGGCGUGGGACUGGAGGACAAACCGCCCCCAUCUUCCAGCUUGGGUCUGUCCCUGUCUCCUCACCAGGAGCAGCAGCACUGUCCGGGACAGUGCCUUCCCUGGGCCUGCAAGGUGUGUAAGCGCAAAUCGGUGACCAUGGAUCGUCGGAAAGCCGCCACUUUGAGGGAGAAGCGGAGGCUGAAAAAGGUGAACGAGGCCUUUGAGGCUCUCAAGAGAAGCACACUGAUGAAUCCCAACCAGAGGCUGCCUAAAGUGGAAAUCCUGCGCAGUGCCAUCCAGUACAUUGAGAGACUGCAGGCUCUAUUGAGCUCUCUAAACCAGCAGGAACAUGAGCAGAGCAGCCUGCAUUACAGAGCUGCAGCUCCACAGAGGGUGUCGUCCUCCAGCGAGCAGGGCUCUGGCAGCACCUGCUGUAGUAGUCCAGAGUGGAGCAGCACGUCGGAGCACUGCGCCCCAGCCUACAGCUCCACCCACGAGGAUCUCCUGAACGACGACUCCUCGGAGCAGACCAACCUGAGGUCUCUGACGUCUAUUGUGGACAGCAUUACAGGAACAGACACCACAGCAAUCCCUUAUUCAGUGGACAUUUGCAAAUAAAUGAGGAGGGUGACCCCAUCAUGAUGCUCAGACCACCUUUCAUUGAUCAUAACAGCACUAUCUAUAGCACCCGAGGUGAAUGAAGAACCUUACAAAAGUCAUAAAACCCUUGGGGGCGUUAUUUCCAGACAAAUCUAGAGGUCCAUAUGAGUAUAUUUCCAAGUGUUUCUUAUCUCUGUGGGAAUAAGAAAUAAUAUAAGCCUAAUUCCUGCUGAAAUUUAAGACAGGCAGGUGGAUAUUUUGAUAGUUUGUCCUUUCUUUUUUAUUCCUGUGCUUUCAUUCUAUCUGUGUGUGCUUUAUGCUUACCAACAAAAAAUGUAUUUGUGGGUCCAAUGUUUUAAUCCAUGGUUUUGACCAAGUUCUGCUUAAUUUAAACUAGUUUCGAAUGCCAGUCAUGUAAAUAUGUUCCUAUUUUCUACAGAGUGGUUUUGUUAUUUUGUUAUAUUAUUUACUAUUUUUGUGUUUGGAAUUAUUUAUU
Molecule: messenger RNA, 1399 nt
Organism: Myxocyprinus asiaticus (Chinese sucker)
Lineage: Eukaryota; Metazoa; Chordata; Actinopteri; Cypriniformes; Catostomidae
Product: myogenin-like
Exons: 3
Coding region: 160-921 (253 amino acids)
Biological process (GO): muscle organ development; positive regulation of myoblast differentiation; positive regulation of transcription by RNA polymerase II
Molecular function (GO): RNA polymerase II cis-regulatory region sequence-specific DNA binding; DNA-binding transcription factor activity, RNA polymerase II-specific; protein dimerization activity
Source: RefSeq, a predicted model, not a curated record